UCAGAGGUUAAAGGUUAUCCUGCGACCUUGAACCCGCUUCACGUACUCACUUUACGGAAAGAACUUGCAAGACAGUACACGAAAAACCGGCGUCCAACAUGGGUAAAAUAAGCGGUGGUGCUGUCGUGGAAAUGAUGGGAGACGAAAUGACCAGGAUCAUUUGGGAUCUCAUCAAGGAGAAACUCAUUCUUCCAUUUGUUGACCUUGAACUACAUACAUUUGACCUUGGAAUUGAGCAUCGAGAUAAAACUGAUGAUCAAGUGACUGUUGAUUGUGCCAAUGCCAUCAAGAAGUACAACGUGGGCAUCAAGUGUGCCACCAUCACUCCUGACGAGAAGAGAGUAGAAGAGUUUAAACUGAAGAAGAUGUGGAGGUCGCCCAAUGGGACCAUCCGAAACAUUCUCGGUGGGACCGUUUUCAGGGAGGCCAUCAUCUGUAAGAACAUCCCUCGCCUCGUCCCAGGGUGGACAAAGAGCAUCGUCAUAGGACGUCAUGCGUACGGAGAUCAGUACAAGGCAACUGACUUUGUGGUCCCUGGCCCAGGGAAACUGGAGAUGAAGUUCACCCCAGAGAAUGGCGGUGACCCAAUGGAGUACACAGUGUUCGAGUUCAAAGGCACAGGGGGUGUUGCAAUGGGCAUGUACAACACAGAUGCUAGUAUCCGAGACUUUGCAAAGAGUUCACUCACCUUUGCCCUUCAGAAAGGCUGGCCUUUAUAUCUUAGCACAAAGAACACAAUCUUGAAAAAGUAUGAUGGCCGAUUCAAGGAUAUAUUCCAGGAUAUUUAUGAUAAGGAGUACAAGACCAAGUAUGAAGCCAAGGGCAUCUGGUAUGAGCACAGGCUGAUAGACGAUAUGGUGGCCUACGCCAUGAAGUCUGAAGGAGGCUUUGUGUGGGCGUGUAAGAACUAUGAUGGCGAUGUCCAGUCUGAUUCUGUAGCUCAAGGGUUUGGCUCCUUGGGGAUGAUGACCAGUGUGCUGAUCUGCCCUGAUGGCAAGACGGUGGAGGCAGAGGCGGCCCACGGCACAGUCACACGGCACUACCGCUUCCAUCAGCAGGGCAAGGAGACCUCCACAAACUCUAUAGCCUCCAUCUUCGCCUGGACUCGAGGUCUGGCACACCGAGCAAAGUUGGACAGCAACGAGGCCCUUGGGAAGUUUGCCUCUAGCCUGGAAGAAGUCUGCAUUGAGACCAUCGAGGCUGGGCAGAUGACCAAGGACCUGGCCAUCUGUAUAAAGGGCAUGAGCGCAGUCAAACGUGAGGACUACUUGAAUACGUUUGAAUUCAUCGAUAAGAUUGCCGAGAACUUGGUAAAGAAGAUGAGCAGUUGACUGAAGCCGACAGCAGGGACGACCAGGAGCUCACUGUAACAGCAACGACGGGGACCUGAAUGUCUAAAAACAUCGAAUAACUAGAAGAAAAAGAGUUUACAAAAUAUAUAUCAUUGUCACCAUUUGUAUCUGUGAUUUGAAGGGUAUGAGGAAAGUAGACAAUUAGUUGUGGUAGUUGACAUUACACUGUAGGAGUAAUCUCCCUUCAAUUGGAGCUGUUUUCCCUGAGGGAGUUGUCUCCCUUUACAUAGCAUAAGCUCCAUAUUGACUUUAUUUCAGUAACAAGUUGCUAUAUUUAUCAGAACAUUCCACAUUUACAGUGAGGCUAUUCUUGUAGAGAAAUAUAAAGGAUGUUGAGGCUAUUUGUGUAACAAAUUAUAAGGAUGUUGGGCUUUCUUUAUUAAUGUGAAUCAUUUUACUUUUUUUUAUUGCUCACUUGUUGAAGAAUCAUUAGUAGAACACCACGUUAUAAGUGUCUUACCAUAUUUGUUGUAUUAAGAAUACACAGUGUACUAAGAGUAUCCAGUAGCAGGAUAUAGAUUAAUCUAAUUAGAUUAUCUUUGGUAAUCCACUGUAUAUCACCACAUGGUAUACAAUAUUACACUGUUGGUUCAGGAUUAAAACAAGCGUUAAGCCCAAUAGUCCUCAAUACCUUGUGCAGUGGAGUAGCAAACAGACUUAAAAACACAUCUCAAUACUCAGGAAAAUAAUUUUGUUAGUUUAACUAUCAUUGUAACACUAUUCUAAAAAUAUUGAGAGUUUGUUUGAUUUUGAAUGUAGCUGUUUACCAAAGUCAUGUUAAGCAGAAAUAAUCCACUGAAUGUUUAGUGAUUGGGCACAUUACUUCGUUAAAUAUCUCAAUGAAAAAAACAUAUAUUUUGUUUUCAGAACAUGUGGGAAGUGUUUGUGAGGAAUUUAGUGAGUCAAAUAUGGUACCGAAUAAAUCUUUAUAGGUGUUUUGAAGUAUUAUAAUAGAAAUCCAUCCAUUCCUGCGAACCAAAAUUUGUGCCUACAUUUAAUGCCUUUUAUACGUUCUCCACAUGCCUAAACCACAUCACUGUCCAUGCUAACAUUAUUUGUUGAGGUGAAGCACAAGUGGAUAUUGUACAUCAAGUCUUGCAACAGCUUAUUUAAACACGCAAUUAUUUGUUUGACAAUUUCAUUUAUUCAGUCUGUUAUAUUUUAUUGUAAACUGACAUUUUAUGACUGGUUUAAAGUAACCCAUAUAACCGGCUGUUUCAGUAUUAUCUGAUUUGUUACAGUAACCAUCACGAUAUGAUGACUACAUGUAUGUAUUCAAGUGUUACUAAUAACCUGUGAUAAAGAGAAUCUCUCCAUAUGUUGGGAUUCUGAUUUAAUUGUGGUCAGCAAGCUAUACCUUGUUACAAAACAACGGAAAUAUUUCACUAUUGGCUUUACAUAAUUAUUUUUGUGCCAUUGGAAAUGUAAUGAAUCUUGAACUGAUUUGCUGUUUUCUAAAACAUAAUAACUGUUCUUAUUUAAAUUCAGUUUUCAUAUUAGUUAUAAAUAUGGAUUUUUGUCAAAUCUAAUUCCUGUGAAGUAUAUGUUAAACUCUUUGGUAUCUAUAUCUAAAUUGGGGAUAUAUUUUGUGAGUUAUCUGCUGCUGGUAUGUAUACAGCCCAUCUUUUGAUGGACAUUUUGACAUAUGGCAUGCCAUUCAACUUAAGUGAUCAGUUUUUCGGGGUGAAAAUCAUACAUAUCUGAAACCGAAAGCUAUUUAGGGCGGUGGGGUAGCCUUGUGGUUAAAGUGUUCGUUCACCACACUGAACACUCUGGUUUGAUUCCCUUCGUGGGUACAAUGUGUGGAGCCCAUUUCUGAUGCCCUCUGCUGUGAUAUUACUGAAAUAUUGCUGAAAGCAGCAUAAAACUAAACUCACUAACUCACUGAAGGAUAUUCAAGGGUGGUAUUUAUUAACCUCUGGAAGCAGGUCAGUGGAAUGCAGGGAUCACGAAGAUCUGCAUUCAUUGAUUGCUUCAGGCUUUCCAAGUGAAAUACUGUGAUGUAACUGAAAUACUGCAGCUGGCUGAUGCAGAUUAACCAGAUUCUUUCUAUCUUGAAGUUUCUUCACUUCUGUCCAUGUUUGUCAUUGUGAUCAGAAUUCCACCAAUAUUUUGUCAAGGAGAGAGAACCAUCAAGGGGAGACAACCAGUCCUCUGUACUGUUGAUUCAUCCUUUUUGUUCAUGUCCCACUCAAUUGUUAACAGAACUGUGCAUCUUACAGCUGACAUUGUCUUUUACAGGUAUUGUUCGAUGCCAUUGUUCAUUGCCAAAAUGGUAUUUUGUACCACAGUGUAAUCGUUCAGACAAUGUAGAUAUUGCCAGUACUGUAUAGAAUGAUCCACACUUGCUUAAGAACUCUUGGAUAUACAAAUGUGAUGUUUGUGUUCUUGUGGUACCUCCUCUAUAUAACAUGAUAAAAACUUGACUAGAUAUUAAGGAAACUGAAAUGUCUGUAAGAACAGUGCUUAAGUCAGUUCCACAUUAUCUUGUGGAAAAAAAAUAUCCACCGAGUUUGUCGCUUAUAUGAUAGUGUUUCUGUAUUAGUUGUUGCUUGUAUUUUCAAUAUAUUCUGUUUACAAAUGUCUAAUCAGCUACUUAUCCAUAUUAAUCAGAUUUACAAAAUAUCCAUGGUUAUAUGUAACAGGUUUUAGUUACCUGAUAUACUAUAGAAACAGUUUACCAUGUUUCCUCUAUUAAGAGCCCUGGAACUUUGUUUCCUUUUAUUACAGCAAAGCUUAUAUAAUAUGACCUUGCGUGUAUUUGAUGGUGAGCAUGUGCACAUUUCAAGAAAUUAUGAUAUGAUUCAAGUUGGGGGAGAUUAUUAUUAUUAAUAUUAGUUGCAGCUGGACUGACCCUGGAUCUUAUAAGAAACUGGCUCUUGAUAAAGAAAAUAUGGUACAUUGUAUCUAUGAAACUACAAGCAUAGCAGCAUGGAGAAUAUAGUAUUUAAGACUUUAUAUCGGAAAUAUUUGCAUUGGUUUUGCAAAUCUGUUUGUUUUAUUUAAAAUCCUCAGAACUUUCAUUAACCAACCACUAGUCCUAACACCUCAGUGAUGUUCACUGUCAUCCAUUCUACAACAGAUUCCUUGUAUACAUCUCAUUAAAAUCAAUUUGAUAAUGA
Molecule: messenger RNA, 4474 nt
Organism: Haliotis rubra (blacklip abalone)
Lineage: Eukaryota; Metazoa; Mollusca; Gastropoda; Lepetellida; Haliotidae
Product: isocitrate dehydrogenase [NADP] cytoplasmic-like
Biological process (GO): isocitrate metabolic process
Cellular component (GO): peroxisome; mitochondrion; cytosol
Molecular function (GO): isocitrate dehydrogenase (NADP+) activity; NAD binding; magnesium ion binding
Source: RefSeq, a predicted model, not a curated record